UCAUAUGCAAACAUGGAAGAAAGUCUAAGAAGUAAUAGAUUCUCAACAAAGUUUGAAUCCAUCUACUGCCAGAGGUCAGUUUUACAAAGGUUGAAGGUUACAUGGAAAUCAUUGUGUUAAUGGUUACAGAGACAAACAAGAAUGUUUUUCCAGAUGUUCUUACAUUCAAUACAUUGAUAAAUGCAUUCUGCAAGGAAGGAAUGGCAAAAGAAGCAGAGAAUGUUCUUGAAUUCAUGGUCCAAAGAGGUGUUGGUCCUGUUGUAGUCACAUACAAUACACUCACGGAUGGUUAUUGCUUGCUAGGUCACAUGGACAGAGCAAUCGAAGUCUUUCAUUCCAUGGUGGAUAAGGGCAUUGAGCCGAACAUUCUUUGCUACAACAUUUUGAUCAAUGGAUAUUGCAAAAAUAUAAAAAUUGAAGAGAAGAGGCCAUGAAUGUAUUCCAUGAAAUGCCUUGUAAAGGAUUGAAACCCACAAUUGUUAUUUCCAAUACUAUGUUGCAGGGAUUGUUUGAGGUUGUUAGGUGUUCUACUUCUCAAGGACUUUUGAAUGAGAUGCAAGCAAAUGGUCAGGCUCCUGAUUAUUAUACUUAUUGUGUCCUACUGGAUGGAUUAUCCAAGAAUGGACGUAUUGAUGAAGCAUUGCUGUUAUUUCAAGAGCUGGAAUGCAGUGGCAUAAAUCCUGGUAUUGCUAUGCACAAUAUAUUAAUUGAUAGAUUGUGCAAAGAUGGGAAGCUUGAGAUGGCAAAGAAUCUAUUUGGUAAGCUUGAUUCUAAAGGUUUGCGGCCUGAUGUUCGCACUUUUACUAUGAUGAUAGGUGGAUUUUGUGAACAGGGGCUAUUGGGUGAGGCAAAUGAUUUACUUGUGAAGAUGGAAGGGAUGGGUUGUAUGCCUAAUCAUGCAACUUACAAUGUUAUUGUCCGUGGAUUCCUUGAAGCAAAUGUCUACACUGAAGCAAAUAUACUUGCGGAGAAAAUGAUUGGGAGGGGCUUUUCAGCAAAUACAUCUACUUUGGCUACAAUAGUGUAUCUACUCUCAGCUGAAGGUCAAGAUCCUAUACUCUUUGAUAUGAUUAAAAUGUUGGUGCCCCAGGAUAUCCUUGAAAUCCAUAACACCAAAGAAAUUUGUUAAGCUGUCAAUUUGGAUGCUAUGUUUGGUGGGCAUAUGUUGGAUAAUUGUUGGUUCCCUACAAUUUGGCCUUUGAAGCAUCAUAUGAAAAUAUAUCUCUUGGGAAUUUGGUAGGUUAGUUUUUACUAGAUUGUUUUUGUCAUUUACUACUUGACACUAUAAUGACGUGAAGCAAUUGGUUCAAUGCUUUGGAUUUUUGUCUUGUACAUCCAGUUCCUCCUAAGGUGUGAGUGGUUUAUUGUGUUAGUCCUGAAGCUGUUUGCUAUAAUGGCUGGUUGUAUCAUUUUGGUAAAAUGGCUUUGGAUGGUCCAGAUAUAGUGCUCUGAUUGUGAUAUUUGGAUUUGCUUUUUAUUCA
This is a messenger RNA of Camellia sinensis, 1481 nucleotides long. The record is from RefSeq and is a predicted model, not a curated record. Lineage: Eukaryota; Viridiplantae; Streptophyta; Magnoliopsida; Ericales; Theaceae.